This is a messenger RNA of Eimeria mitis, 324 nucleotides long. RefSeq lists its product as uncharacterized. The coding region runs from base 1 to 324 and encodes 107 amino acids. The record is from RefSeq and is a predicted model, not a curated record. Lineage: Eukaryota; Apicomplexa; Conoidasida; Eucoccidiorida; Eimeriidae. The transcript has 4 exons.
AUGUUUCUGUUGCUGGCGGGAACAGACAAACCAGGAGAAGCAGCAGCAGCAGCAGCAGCAGCAGCAGCAGCAGCAGAGGAGACAGAAGAGGAAGAAGCAGACGAAGACACAGAUGCAGCAGAAGAAAUAACAGAAGACGAAAGAAAGAGACUUUUGCUGCAGCAGGCCCUCAAACAGGAGCAGCAGCAGCUGCUGCUGCAGCCCGAGCAGCAGCAGCAGCAGCAGCAGCAGCAGCAGCAGCAGCAGCAGCAGCAGCAGCAGCAGCAGCAGGCAGCUGCAAACGCACAGCAGCAAGAGCCAGCAGCAGAGCAGAAUAAAUCAUAA